CUGUCCUCCCUGGCCUUGCCUGGUGCUUGGUGCCUGGCGUCCAGGGUCACUUCCUUUCAUAACGACCACUGCCAUCCUCGCAUUAGCAUUUUCACCGCUGUGGGGGUAACACUCGAGUGUGUGUGUGUGUGUGCUUGGUUUCUUGCUCGCUUCGGGCCUUAUUAUGCAGGGACUUGGGAAGACAGAGAGAGGGGAGCAGGGCCGAGACAUCGACCUGACGUCGCUGAGAUCCACCAUGCCAGCCAGCGGCCCUCUGCAGGGAGGUUCACCCUCUAAUCUGAACAUGAACCUGUACGCCACCAAGAAGACGGCGGCUGAGGGCAUGUUGGACAUCGCUCUGUUCCUGGCUAACAUCACACACAUGAAGACGGUCAUCGAACAGGGAGCUGGAUACAGGUACUACGCCGCCGUCCUGACACUCAUCUCCUUCUCCCUUGCUCUCCAGAUAGUGGCUGGAGUCCUGAUCAUCAUCAUCGCCCGCAGGGACCUGAACGUGGUAUCCAAUCAGAAACGGCUCGACUACCUGAACAACCUUGCCACAGGGGUCAUCUUCGCCACCACGGUGAUUAACUUCUUCGUCAGCUUCUUCGGAUCCAAGAGGACUGGCUUCUUCCGCUGGCUGCUGGCUCGACUCCACUUCUGACACACACACACAUGCACUCAGUGUAUUUCAUCUGUGCACACACUCAAACAUGCUGAUUCACAGUUGAAAUUGUCAAUUCACAUACAAUUUGCAUAUGUUCAAACAUCUCAUCUUAUUUAUUAUUCAGGCUCUUGAAAUGUGCGUCACACUGUAAUCCAACUAAAAUAUUUUCACUUUAACCAACUGAAUAUCUAUGUAUAUAUGUAUUAUCUUAUUUGCUGCAAUAACAUGCUUGUGCAAAAAUUGUGCAUGUGUUACAUUAUGUUUAUUUCAAAUGGUUUUACACUUUACUUGUGAUUCCUCUUUGUUUUGGUUAUUGGAAAAAAUGUUUUGUAUCAUUUAUUUAAAUGAUUUUUAGGUUCAAUAGCAGACAAAAAGCAGGGUAUUAUAAAUAAGACAUACCCCUCUAAUAUGUACGUACACAUUGUGCUCCAGAAAGCUGAAUAAAUGUAGCGAUUUAACAGAA
Anarrhichthys ocellatus (wolf-eel) is the source of this 1109-nucleotide messenger RNA. RefSeq names its product ninjurin-2-like. The record is from RefSeq and is a predicted model, not a curated record. Lineage: Eukaryota; Metazoa; Chordata; Actinopteri; Perciformes; Anarhichadidae. Gene Ontology annotation, cellular component: membrane. The transcript is spliced from 4 exons. Bases 164 to 643 code for a protein of 159 amino acids. Gene Ontology annotation, biological process: cell adhesion; tissue regeneration.